Lineus longissimus is the source of this 4133-nucleotide messenger RNA. Its product is annotated as E3 ubiquitin-protein ligase pellino homolog 2-like. The transcript has 10 exons. Gene Ontology annotation, molecular function: ubiquitin protein ligase activity; protein binding. NCBI's taxonomy places the organism in Eukaryota, Metazoa, Nemertea, Pilidiophora, Heteronemertea, Lineidae. The coding region runs from base 104 to 1432 and encodes 442 amino acids. The record is from RefSeq and is a predicted model, not a curated record. Gene Ontology annotation, biological process: regulation of Toll signaling pathway; protein polyubiquitination.
CGUAACUAAAUUUUCCAAAGAUUUUGCUGUGGUUACUCGGAUUAAAUCAGCUUUAUUUCAUUCGCGUUAUGAUUUGUGUGUUUCCUUAGAUGAUAAUUGUGUGAUGCCUGACACACAGAAGGCGGCUGUUGUAGAAGAAGCUCAGAAGAAAACGAAAGCUGAAAAGCUAAGGAAUGAGAGCCGUCAGUCAAGCAGAGAGGGUAGUCCUGUCAAAUACCAUCCACUUAAGUUUGGAGAACUAGUGGUGUUAGGAUACAAUGGCUCCUUGCCCGAGGGUGACAAGGGAAGGCGGAGGAGUAAAUUCACGCUCCACAAACGGGUGAAGGCCAACGGUGUCAAACCGUUAAAGAAGCACAUCGUCAAGAACCCUCAAGCAUCACAAGCUGUCCAAGAUAGUGUGUGUCACACUGUCUCUUAUACCUUGUCCAGGAACCAAGCGGUGGUGGUGGAAUAUGAACAUGACGAUGACACAGAUAUGUUCCAAAUUGGACGAUCCUCAGAGUCGCCCAUCGACUUUGUCGUUCUCGACACCGUGCCUGGCGCCCAGAAGGCCGAGGACUGUGCCGUCACGCAAAGCACGAUAUCACGCUUCGCCUGCCGAAUAUUAGUGGACAGGAAUCCGCCCUAUACAGCUAGGAUUUAUGCUGCUGGGUUUGAUUCUGCUAGGAAUAUAUUUUUAGGGGAAAAAGCUACUAAGUGGUAUAAUAAAGACAAUGAGAUUGAUGGCCUAACUACCAAUGGAAUUUUAGUUGUUCGGCCAGUGGGCGGCUUCACGGAGCAAUCCAAACCUGGACUAUGGAGAGAAGUGUCGGUCGGAGGUGGUAUUUAUACACUCAGGGAAUCACGAUCUGCGCCUAAAAAGAGCAAUUUAAUUGGCGAAGAGGAUAACAUCCUGUACGAUGGCACGCUCAUUGAUCUCUGUGGUGCGACUCUCCUGUGGCGAUCUGCAUUGGGACUACUUUCCUCACCUAGUCGUCGUGAACUAGAACACAAUAUCGAGGAACUUAACGCGGGACGACCGCAGUGUCCUGUUGGUUUGAACACGUUAGUGAUACCAAGCAAAAAUACAAUGACUGUGUCUGAAAAGCAACCAUUUGUGUAUUUAAAUUGUGGCCACGUGCACGGCCAGCACGACUGGGGACAAGAUACUGAUUCUAAUGAGAGAAUGUGUCCGAUGUGUCGAACGAGUGGUCCGUUUGUAAAACUUCAAAUGGGAAGUGAACCAAGUUUAUACAUAGACAAUGAUCCUCCUACGCACUGCUUCUGUCCCUGUGGUCACAUGGCCUCGGAGAAAUCUGUCAAAUAUUGGUCAUCAGUUCCUAUACCACAUGGGUGUCAUGGCUUCAUUGCAAUAUGUCCAUUCUGCGCCACACCACUGUCAGACCAUCCAGGGUACAUCAAGCUCAUAUUCCAAGACCACGUCGACGAUUGACUAUAGCUGGAAUUUCCAAACGACCGCUUUGAUUCUAUUCAUCUUGGAAGACUUCAUCACGAGCUGAUGUGGCCAUUUUUAGCGGGACCUUCAGGAAAUGGACCUUAGCCUUGUGGGCAGAUGGGGCACCUGCUAAAAUGUCUGCAAAUGCCAACAUUUGCCAAAACAUGCUUUUGGUAGUGUGAAAAAUAUGCCAGAACUUUUGGAAAUCAACAAUUACAAGUAACUUGCGUCAAGUUUCAAACUAUUCUUCAGGUUUCUCCUUGGCAUUGACUUCCACUGCUUCUUAUUUAUUGAAACCUAAUGGUUUUUAUUGUAAAACCGAAUCGCUUUUACGGUGAACCUUAUGGUUUUUACUGGUAAACCCAAUUGAUUUUCACUCUGAAACCUAAUGGUUUGGCGGGGGGGGGGGCAAAAAGGUCAGUAGACCUUAGCAGCCCUUUGGAUCUGCUACCCUGUUAGUGUCGAUUUUCUUCUGGCUAAUUUAAAUGGAAUAUACACUGUUAAACGGAAAGGAAAAUGAUGCCAUUUUACUGCACUUUGUGGAUUCCUAUUUGAUUGGUCAAAGAUAACUUGGGCUACACAGUUAUACUUCUGCAUUUCUAUUUAUGAUUUUCAUGUGCCUUUCAUUUCAUGUAUUUAUCAUGUAGCAUUUCAUCAUUUGCUUGUACAUAGUAUCAUCUAGUCAGUUGACUUAGUUACUUGUUGUUUGUGUAAAUAAAGAAUGUGCAUGCGUAUUACUGUGUUUGUGUAUUAUUGUAAAUCAUGUAGAUUGUCCUAAAAAUAGAUAUAGAACGUCUCGGCCAGUAAUCUUUUCAGAGUAUUGAUAACUGGUACUUUUGGCACUAGUAAAAUUCUGUAAUAUGAAUGAAGGGCCGACUGAGCGCAAAAAUCAGUUAUCAGAAGAUAUGAAAUGACUCUGUAUUUUUUUGUACUUUUUGUGUUCAUCAAAAACUUAAGCGGAAUUUGUCUUGAUAAGUGACUCAGAAGAGCCUUUUCCAAAAGCUGCGUGAUCUAAAACAAAAAAGAAAAACUGUCAAAGGCACACAAAAUGGGUUAAUACAUUUAUUGGCAAUUCCGGUGGUACGUUCAAAUGGUUUUCCAUAGUAAAAGUCACAGUGGGGCCCCAUUUAUGAAUCUGGUUAUUGUAUGGCAUAUGCAAUUAAUUUUGAGGCAGUGUUUAUCAUUGAUGAGGCAUUCUGUUUAUUCAAUCACAUAAUUGUAAACUGCUGCUGAGAUUAAGUCAUACGUUACAGCAAGAGCAGAUUAGGAUUAUCAGCCUAAUCUCUUGUUGAGUUGAGUCUUCCCAAGUGUUGUGACGCUGACGCGUUACUGUUAUCGUCUCAGCUUUUGGCAUGUACAGGGUGUGAAAAAAUAUUCUUGCUAGUUUUAAAAAUGAGUUACUUUUUCAAAAAGCAAAUUUUUUUUAGAUGCAGUUGCUUGCAAUAAGAACUAUUAGCGAUAGGAAUAUGUGUGGGGAAAACUUCUCAUUUUUGGUUACUAUCCACAAUGAGCCAUUCAAAAAGUCAUUCCGCUUUAAAACUAGCAUGAGUAUUUGUUACACCCUGUAGGAAGAAAUCAAUAAAUUUGUGGACUUCUUGUUCUUGUACAUGGUACAAAAUAUAUCAAAGCUUUGUUGUUGAAAUAGCAUCUGUAUAAAAAGGGUCGAGACUUAAAAAAUGCUGUGCAAGAAAUGUACAGCAUUUGUGCACUGUAAUUGAUUAAUUUCAGGGAUUUAGUUGACACUACACAAAAGGUACUUGUUGAUAUUGUAUGCCUUAAUAAUUUGUUUGUGUGCUUGGGUCCUGCUAAUUACAUCUAGUGUAUGACAGGCAAUCAAAGUAGUACUUAAGGUAGUUUAAGGAUGAUGGGGGGAAGACAGGCCCUGCCAUAGUUCUGUGUACCCACAAAAGGGAAUUGUGAAUUGAAAAAUGUAGGAGGGCUAGCUUUCCCCCUCUUCUUCAAAUGGCAUCUUUGGAGUGAUUGUCAAUAUUGACCAAUAGUUUUUAUGGUUAUCAGAACUAUCACUCACUAUAAGCUUUGCCCAUUCGACCUUAAUUGCUGUUAUUUGGGUGAGGGCUAAUUGUCAAUUAGUUACUCUAGAAACAAUAACUGUCAAUCUGGUUAUCUGGUGAUCUGCUGUAGAAAUAUAUACACCAGUGAAAUUGAACCAUACAUGUAUUUGGAGGUGAGAGCUAUUUGUCAAUUAGGACAUUGGUUACUCGAUAAACAAAAUUGACUUACUAGGUUUUUCCAGGAACUAUUACUCCGACCUUUUGGAUAUAAUGUUCUUCAUGUCAACCUUUAAGGAAGAAUUGUCGCUACAAACUUGCAUACAUUGUGUAUAUACCUAUUUGAUGUCUUCGUGCAAGCUGAAUUAACUAAAAUGUGUACAAAUUCCUUAUUGGCCAUUUGUUUUCAUAGUUACCUUCUCACAACUCAGUGUCAUUGACAUAGUCCUUUGGCCAUUAAAUUAUUAAGAGAAUAUUAUGUGAACACAUCAUGAAUUGUCUUUGUUAAGAAUAGAGGACUAUUUUUGUACCGCCAUUUUCGGCUGUCGCACUGUUCGUUGUAGCGAUUUGUAUUGAGAUGUUACGGUGUAUUUGAUCAUACUGUGUACAGUGGCGACUGGUCUAAGUAAGUACAUGUUCAUCAUUAAUAGUAUGUAUGUAAAUGAGGGAUUUUAAUCAAUAAAACUAGA